Solanum verrucosum is the source of this 1386-nucleotide messenger RNA. RefSeq lists its product as uncharacterized. Bases 1 to 1386 code for a protein of 461 amino acids. Lineage: Eukaryota; Viridiplantae; Streptophyta; Magnoliopsida; Solanales; Solanaceae. The record is from RefSeq and is a predicted model, not a curated record. The transcript is spliced from 2 exons.
AUGAAGAAGUAUUUUACCCCAAUAUCGAAAUCAAGUUUAGCCUCUCAUAGUCAUAGUCAAUCUAACCAAGAAGAAAAUGUCAAUCAUUCUGAAGUACCAUCACAUUCUUCUCAAGAAUUUGAUUUGAGUACUUUAAAGUUUGAUCCCGGUGAAAGAACUCCAAUAUUGAAUUAUCAUCCAAAUCAUCGUGAUGUUAUUAGAAGGGCAUACCUUGUGAAUGGUCCUUGUCAACCUCGCUUGGAGGUGCAUGAGUACCCUCAAACAAAUAUUUCUGGAGCAAUGCGUCGUUUUAAUCAUGAAUGGUUUGAUAAUGUAUAUCAUGAUUGGUUGGAGUACAGUGUUAGUAAAGAUGCAGCCUAUUGUUUGUAUUGCUAUCUAUUUAAAGAUCACAAUAUUAAUCAAGGUGGAGGCGAAGUAUUUUCAUGUACAGGAUUUAAGAAUUGGAAUAAAAAGAGUGGUCUUGACAAGUAUAUUGGUCUGCAGAAUAGCCCACAUAAUCGAUCAAAAAAGAAAUGUCAGGAUUUACUACGGCAACAACAGUCGAUUCAAUUUGCAUUUGAGAGACAAUCUAAUCAAAUUAAACAUGGAUAUUAUAUCCGCUUAAGUGUUUCGGUUGAUGUAGUAAGAUUUCUCAUAACUCAAGGACUUGCAUUUCGAGGUCAUGAUAAAUCUAAAUCAUUACUUAGUAGGGGUAAUUUUCUUCAGAUUCUCUCAUGGUAUGCAAAAAGAUGUGAUAAAAUUCGUGAUUAUGUACUUGAACAUGCCCCUCAAAAUGAUCAAAUGACUUCUCCAAUAAUUCAAAAAGAUAUUGUGACUGCAUGCAAGAUAGAAACAGUUAAAGCUAUUCUCGAGGAACUAAAUGGUGACUACUUUGCCUUACUAGUUGAUGAAUCUUUUGAUAUUUCACGCAAGGAGAAAAUGGCUAUUGUAUUACGAUAUGUUGAUAGAAUGGGAUUUGUGAUGCGUAUAGAUGAUUUACGAGAUUCUCAAAAAGCAGCAAUUCAAGAUGCAUUAGAUAUGGGUGAAUUGACAACCGGUAGGGGCUUGAAUCAACAACUUGGUCUUUCAAGAGCUUGUGAUACUCGUUGGGGAUCUCAUUAUAAAUUCUUUAACAAUUUUAUUCUUAUGUUUGGCUCUAUUGUUGAAGUUCUUGAAUCACUUGCUCUUGAUGCACGAAGUAUGGAUGAAAGAGCCAAGGCAAUGGGACAUCUUGAAUCUUGUCAAACAUUUGAGGUUGCGUUCAUGUUGCAUUUGAUGAGAGUUGUAUUAGCAAUCACAAAUGAGCUCAAUAAAUGCUUACAAAGAAAGGAGCAAGAUGUUGCAAAUGACAUGCUACUUGUAGAAGUAGCAAAGAAAAGGUUGCAAGUUUUAAGGGAUGAUGAAUGA